Molecule: messenger RNA, 1469 nt
Organism: Bolinopsis microptera
Lineage: Eukaryota; Metazoa; Ctenophora; Tentaculata; Lobata; Bolinopsidae
Exons: 6
Coding region: 82-927 (281 amino acids)
Biological process (GO): spindle assembly
Cellular component (GO): cytosol; HAUS complex
Source: RefSeq, a predicted model, not a curated record
CGAAUCACUGUACUGGUUUCAUAUCAAUUUGUUGUUUUUAUAGUAUAUUUCAUUGCCCCUACUUUGAUAAAAUCUAUCAGGAUGGCAUUAGUAAAGAACAGAUCUGAGCUUGAGAGUAAAAUGUUGGAAAUCCAGCAGUGGCUUGCCACUCUGCCUGGUGAUCUCCAGAACGAAUCUUAUGAGAUAGAUGAGUUUACUGUGGAGUACCUCUACCAACUUUGUCAGUCGAAUAAAAAGAAGGACGAACACUUGGAACUAAUGACAAAGGACAACUCAGAAAAAGCAGAAGAAUACUCCACUGAAAACGAUCGUAUCAGCAAAGAGCUCGCAACACAUGGUGUUUCGGAGAGUGAUUUGAGUGGUGAGUGCUUGGAAAGAUUGUUGGAACUCGCUGAUGUUGGGAACAUUCUAGGGUUGAGCCAUCCAACUUUAGAGAACUAUUUGAUCAACCUAUCGGAUCACACGACCGAAGAGUGGGAACUAAAAGACAAGUCAAAAAAGCAAGAGGUAAUGAUGAAAACCUUGUCGGAGAAUUUGGAGAGGCUGGAUCUCACUAUUGAUAAAUUAAAUGCUGAAUGCGAGGAUGCGGGUAAUAAUAGGAGCGAUGACAUCGACCUGCCUGUCGAGAUAGAGACAGCAAAAGCUCAAGCGCAGCAUUACGUAGAGAGCACUAAAGAAUUCAAGAAGUUGCUCAGUGUCAGUGGUAUCAAGAAGGAGUACACUCACGAGCACCUACAGAAGAUGUCAGAGAAAUUGUCAGCACUCUCCGCAGACAUUGAGCAAACAAAGAAGAGGAUAGCUGACUUCAAGGAGCUUCCUCCGAGUAUCCCUCUGGCUGUGGAGAAGAUCAGGAUGAUUAAAAUAGAGAUUGAAACUGUUCAGCAGGAGUUUCCUGAACUAGCUUGUGUUAGUUGUCGUGAUCUGUAAAUAUAGUUGUAGUGAUCUGUAAAUAGUUUAUCUAACAUAUUUAAUUAUUUGUAAUUAUCAAUUCAUUAGUGCUACUAGUUUUGAUAUGUACAUCGUAUAUUUUAUUGUAGCAUCGAUAGGUCAUUGCUAAAUACCCGAUAGCAUAUUGAAAUUGUUUAUAUUUGAUGAAUAAUGCUGUAAUAAUAUUUUGAAGGUCCCUGAGUAAAAUUGCAAACAAAUAAGCAAGCGAAUCAUACACACUACACAGUUUAGGUUUUUGAAUUCUUGAAAGCUGACUUAGUAUAAGACUUAUCAGCAUCAAAUUUAAAUUUGUCCCACUUCAGUGGUUGUCUGACGAAAACAUGUGCAAAAUAUAGACUAACAUUGUAUCCGUGAUAGUCACUAAAGCUGCGUACUUAUCCUUGCUGGUAGAUUUACCAUUACAAGUCCGUGGAACUACCUACCUUAUCGGACUUUAUUUGAACGGAAAUUAAUUCGACGCUCGAGGCCUUAGCGUUCAUUUAAAUGUCCGUUCAAAUAAAGUCCGAAAAGGUAGUUAAAUU